UUAAAAAUGCCUUCAACAUCUAAAAAUAAUUCUAAAGAGCCUUUGAUGCGUAUUUAUUCAACUCCUAAACUUAAAAAACGAAUGAAACCUCGACGUCUGACGAUGCCGGCUAAUUUGCGCAAUCCUCAGAAAAAUGUUGAUGAAAUUGUUAAGCGUUAUAGUAUGCAAUUGGAAGCAAAAGCUGAUGAAAAGCUUAGUGAGGAGUGUUUGGCAGAGAUAAAUACUUUGGAGAAGAGUUUUCAAGAACUUGAUAGUUUUGAAUUGCAAGUUGAACCAGUCAAAAGUCCUCCAAAUGGAGAUGUUGAGAUGAAAGGGGGAAAUAAUGAAGAUGAUAAGAAGGAUAAAGAGAAAUCGAAAAAUAUUGGAAACAAGAAAGGGAAAAAGGCUAAAUUUACUAAGAAAAACACUAAACUUGAAAAAGAAGAUAAGCCAACGCAUCGACGUAGUAUUCGUCAUUUGUCUUCUUAA
Messenger RNA from Meloidogyne enterolobii, 468 nucleotides. The record is from the annotation of a GenBank genome assembly. Lineage: Eukaryota; Metazoa; Nematoda; Chromadorea; Rhabditida; Meloidogynidae.